AUGGCCUCUCAGAUCUUGCGUUUUCUCGUAUUUUCAUCAUAUGCAGUCAGCCUUUCUGUCGAUUUCCAGUUAAUUUGUCGCCAUGUUCGUGUAAUGUGUACCGCUAUUUCGGAUCCUUCCAUAAUGCCGUUAAAUGUAAAAUAUGUUGUCAUAACUUUUAGGUUGAUUAGUCGCGUUAACGACUCCUUCCGUAUCCGUUCUGCCUCCAGGAUGUCCUCUUCUCGCUCCAAUAUCUCCAUUGAGGCGCUUAUCGCCUUCUCACCUGAGAUGCUUGUGUACAUGGAUCGUACAUCGAAACUCACCAACAGCUCCGACCCUACUAACGCAAUGAUCUGGAUCCUUUGA
This is a messenger RNA of Protopolystoma xenopodis, 345 nucleotides long. The record is from the annotation of a GenBank genome assembly. NCBI's taxonomy places the organism in Eukaryota, Metazoa, Platyhelminthes, Monogenea, Polystomatidea, Polystomatidae.